AUGUCCGGAUUCCAGAACCUGGGUGCGAUAGCAGACGAUGCAGCAGCAGCAUCAACAACUCCAGCUCGUGGCAAAGAGAUGCGUGCAAACCUUCUGAACAAACUCCGCGCACCACCUCUCGUCCACGCCUGGGACUUCUGGCACGAUCGUCAAAACCGCACCACCAACACCACCACUUCUCCAUCAAUAACCACUCCACCAGCUGCUCCCCCCACAACCUCUCCCACAGACAAAUCACCAACAAACUACGAAGACAGACUUGUCCACCUAGCCUCAAUCUCCGACGUCCGCACCUUCUGGAACGUCUUUAACAACUUCGACGUCUCGGCCCUACCCNUCCGCGACUCCGUCCACCUCUUCCACAGAAACGUAAAGCCACUCUGGGAAGACCCCCGCAACGCCCACGGCGGCUGCUGGACCUUUCGCGUGCCAAAGGACCGCGCUCCAGCCUUCUGGGAACGCAUCUGCUUGCUCGCCGUGGGUGAGAAACUGCAGGCCGCGGUGGAGAGCGACAGACAGCAGUUCAGAGACGACAUUUGUGGUGUCAGUUUGAGUGUCAGGUUCACGAGUGUGUUGGUGCAGGUGUGGAAUAGGGAUGCUGGCCACGAGGACGGUAUCAAGAGGUUGUUGGAGACGGUCUUUGCAAACUUGGAGCCCGAAUUGAUGCCCAGAGAGAAUGGUUUCUAUUACAAGCCGCAUCACGAACAUGCAGCUUUCUCGGGUCGCAAUGCUGGUGCUCCACCUACAGCAUCGAAAUAG
Messenger RNA from Aureobasidium uvarum, 759 nucleotides. NCBI's taxonomy places the organism in Eukaryota, Fungi, Ascomycota, Dothideomycetes, Dothideales, Saccotheciaceae. The record is from the annotation of a GenBank genome assembly.